Messenger RNA from Papilio xuthus (Asian swallowtail), 2058 nucleotides. It is a transcript of the gene NUCB1, whose product is annotated as Nucleobindin 1. NCBI's taxonomy places the organism in Eukaryota, Metazoa, Arthropoda, Insecta, Lepidoptera, Papilionidae. Gene Ontology annotation, cellular component: endoplasmic reticulum-Golgi intermediate compartment; extracellular exosome. The coding region runs from base 184 to 1881 and encodes 565 amino acids. The transcript has 10 exons. The record is from RefSeq and is a predicted model, not a curated record. Gene Ontology annotation, molecular function: calcium ion binding.
AGUUCUUAAUCCUAUGAUGUGAUUUGGACACGUCAAUACCAAAAUACCAAGAAAUUAAAAAAGGUGCAUCAAAAAUAUCAAACGAGUUCAUAUGACGAUUGACGAUACAUUAUAUAAAAUUAGCGUCUCACUAUAGAAAUCGUAUAUUGAAAUAAAUGAUAAGUGAUUAUAAAAACAACUACAAUGAAGAUCAAAGAAAGUAUCAUUUGUCUACUUGUGAUAUUUCACUGGUCAUAUGCACCUCCGGUUUCCCAGGAUAAAUCUAAGGAGCAGGACAGUGAAAUAAAGGAUGAUCUGGAAGAGUAUAUGGAAUACCACAGAUAUUUAAAAGAAGUAGUUCAAGCUCUGGAAAGUGAUCCAGAUUUCAGGGAGCGGUUGGAAAAAGCAGAUGAAGAAGAUGUAAGAUCUGGAAAAAUAGCUGAACAAUUGGACUUUGUAAAUCACAAUGUAAGAACUAAAUUGGAUGAAAUUAAACGACGUGAACUGGAUAGACUUCGUCACCUAGCUACAAAACAAUUUGAGUUAACUAAUGAACUUGAAAUAAAUACUGGAAAAAUACCAUCAAAUGAACAUUUAGAUCAUGCUAAUCCACAUACAUUUGAAAUUGAAGACCUUAAGAAAUUGAUCAAGAAAACGACAUCUGAUUUAGAAGAGGCCGACAAGCAGAGAAAGGAAAAGUUCAAGAAAUAUGAGAUGGAAAAAGAGUUUGAGAAACAUCAAAAGCUAGAAGCAAUGGAUGAGACUAAUAAGAAGGAAUAUAUGGAGAAAAUUAAGCAAGAGGAAGAUGCAAGGAAACAUCACCAACCAUUACAUCAUCCUGUGACCAGAGAACAAUUGUUAGAACUAUGGAAUAACGCCGACCAUAUGGAUAAAAAAGAUUUCAACCCAAAAGCGUUUUUCAUGAUGCAUGACGUCGACGGGAACGGCGUUUGGGAUGCUGACGAAGUGAAAGCACUGUUUAUCAAGGAGUUGGACAAAGCUUACGGACCGGGCGGUCCCAACAAGGAUCUGCACGAGAGAGCUGAAGAAAUGGAGCGCAUGCGCGAACACGUGUUCAAAGAAAACGACCGCAAUCGAGACGGACUAAUCGACUUCCAUGAGUUCAUGACUGAGACUCAGAGGGCAGACUUUAAUCAGGAUGAAGGCUGGAAAACGAUUGAUGAAAAUCAAAUUUACACGCAAUCGGAGUACGAAGAAUUUGAAAGGAGAAGACUCGAAGAACUGAGAUACCUUCAACAACGUGGUUUGGUUGACGCCCACGGUAGACCGAUACCAGGCGCCCAACAUCAAAUUCAUCAAGCUUAUCAGCAACAACAGGCAUUCCAACAACAACAACAAUUCCAACAAGCUCAGCAACAAGGAUACCAAGGCCAGCAACAAUAUUAUCAGGGACAUCCUCAAGGACAACUUCCCCCACAAUAUGCACCAGGUCAAGCGCCCCCAGGCUAUCAUCCAAAUCAGAUACCACAAGGACAAGCCCAAUUCCAAGGUUACCCGCAAGGUCAAUUCCAGGGCCAGCCUCAAGGUCAGUUCCAAGGGCAUCAGAACCAACCUCAGGUUCAGCAAGGACAGGCACAAAGCCAGCAGCAACACCCAGCUCAAAAUCAACAAGGAACCUUGAAUCAGGCACCAUCAACACAAAAUGUGAACCACCCGUCUCAGCAACAAGGACUUCGAUCUGACUCCCCUGUCCAAGGCCAGUCCCCACCGCACCAGGGCCAGGGUGGGCAGACUCAAAAUAGCCAAGUGCAAGGCCAAAAUUAUCCAUCGCAGAUUCAAAACCAGGGUCAGGCUUCGCAAGUCCAAAACCAGGGGCAACCUCCGCAAGGUCAAGCCCCUACCAUUCAGGCCCAACCGCCCAACGUAGUUGUUAAUCAUUAGAUUGCUAUGUGCGCUAUUUUCCUAUUAAUCACAUCACUGCUACUCCCAAAUUGGUGCCAAAUUGUAUUCCACUUUGUAAUAUCUCAUACUCACUUUUAUAUUUUUUAUGCUGCACGAAUAUUUUAACUUUGCCAGAUUGAAAUGUACUGUCAUUUACUUUAUAUGUGCUACGAUUAA